This is a messenger RNA of Peniophora sp. CBMAI 1063, 771 nucleotides long. NCBI's taxonomy places the organism in Eukaryota, Fungi, Basidiomycota, Agaricomycetes, Russulales, Peniophoraceae. The record is from the annotation of a GenBank genome assembly.
AUGGAGGAACUGGCCGCAAAGCUGUCGUCCAUGUCCAUGCGCGAACGACUCAUCCUAUAUGGUCAAUCCGCGCUGAAUGUACCUUCAGUCUCUGCGGAGCACACCUAUGUCGUUCUUGCCACUAUCGCCGCGCCAAUACUCGCCUACGUCGCGGAGGCUGCGUUCGUCGGAACGCUCACAAUGUACAACUCCGGCCUGAUGCAUAGACGCAAGUUCGCUAUGUACACUCUGGCACUCGCGGCUGCGGUGGAGAUGUGGUGGCUGCACAUGGGAGGAGGAGCCACUGCGACUAUACGGCAAUAUCAGCCGACAUUCCUGCCGCACGCGUAUGCAUGGUCGGCUCGCAACCUCUUCUUUCUCGUCUUCCCAGCCGCACUUACAUUCUUCCCGCCGUUGCACAAGGUUCCAAUUAUCGGUCUCUUCGUCCGAAGACCGCAGGCCGGAGCUGCCAUAUCCCACGCGCAGCUGGCGUUAGGACUCGAAGUCCUGUCGGAUCGUCUCUCAUUCCUACGUUACGGCUCGGGCGCCAUUCGCCGCGACGAGAGUCUGGCAGAGCGUGCCGAUGCACACUGGGCGACGGAGCGCGAGGUGGCCGCGCACAUGUGGAACAAUCCUGGCGUACGCGAGAAAGCCCGCCAGCUUGGGAUUGAUGUAGACUCUCUUGGAAAGAGCGGUCGUGGGAUGGGUGCUGACGUACACAAUGAAGUGAUGAGGUGGACGCGCGUGAGCGUUGGUGCCCAGACGAGCAAUGGAAACGCAGCUGCGCGGUGA